Molecule: messenger RNA, 414 nt
Organism: Linum tenue
Lineage: Eukaryota; Viridiplantae; Streptophyta; Magnoliopsida; Malpighiales; Linaceae
Source: the annotation of a GenBank genome assembly
AUGAAGAGAGAAGGCCGGCAACAUGGGAUGGUGCGAACUUAUCCGAUCAUGCCAUCUCCGAUGAAUCCCGGGCCCAACAGCGCCUCCGCCGCCGUCGACGGCUCACCGCCGCCGCCCACCGCCGGGGUCUUCACCAAGGUCUCCCGCAAGCCCACCAACCACUCCAAGUUCACCGGCAAAUGUAGGGUGCCACGGUGCAACGAGUGCCACAUCCACCCUUGUGGCAAGUCCAAGGACAAGGCCAAGGGGACCCACAAGUCCCGGGCCGGGUCCCACGACGUCGCGACCAGUCACCUCAUGUGGAGGCUCGCAGAUCGCCGACACGUGUCUGAUUCUGAUGGGUUGUCAUCGGCUACGGAGAUUUCGGGGUAUUUGGUGGCGAGCAACGGAUAUAAUGAUGAUGACAUAUGGUGA